AUGUCCAGCAAAGUAAGACAAAACUUUCAUCAGGACUCUGAGGCCGGUAUUAACAAACAGAUUAAUCUGGAACUACACGCCAGCUAUGUAUACGAACAACUGGCCUGGUAUUUCAACCGGGAUGACGUAGCGCUUCAAGGUUUUAGCGACUUUUUCAAGGGAAGGGCUGAUGAGGAGAGAGGUCACGCCAGGAAGUUCAUGGAGUACCAGAAUAAACGGGGCGGUCGUAUCGUAUUGCAGGACAUCACCAAACCGGCCAAACAGGACGGGUGCUAUGUAUACGAACAACUGGCCUGGUAUUUCAAUCGCGAUGACGUAGCCCUUCAAGGCUUCAGCGACUUCUUUAAGGGAAGGGCUGAUGAGGAGAGGGGUCACGCGAGGAAGUUCAUGGACUACCAGAACAAACGGGGCGGUCGUAUCGUAUUGCAGGACAUCACCAAACCGGCCAAACAGGACGGGUGGACACCGUUGGAGGCCAUCGAAGCCUCCCUACAGUUGGAGCGCACCGUCAAUCAGGCGCUUCUGGACCUCCAGGGCGUCGGCAACCGGACUAACGAUCCGGAGUUCACGGACUUCAUUGAAAGUGAGUUCCUUCACGAACAGGUGGACGACAUCAAGAAACUGGGCGAUCACGUGACUAACUUGAAACGGGUGGGCACUGGUCUCGGGGAGUACCUCUUUGACAAAAACACCCUGAACUAA
Oppiella nova is the source of this 702-nucleotide messenger RNA. NCBI's taxonomy places the organism in Eukaryota, Metazoa, Arthropoda, Arachnida, Sarcoptiformes, Oppiidae. The record is from the annotation of a GenBank genome assembly.